GGCGCCACAACCGUCGUGGCGGCGCGCUGCCUGUGGGCGCCCGCUGCGAGGCCUGCGGUGUGCGCCGGAGUUGGGAAGGCAGGGAGUUCAGAGCCCACCUCCCCCCAGCCCUUCCAUGGACUCAUUUUAAUUUUCCCAGUCAUCCCGUGAGCUGUAUGACUUUGACUUUCAAGAUCCUCUUCCCACCAACCCUCCGCACACUUGGGCGAAAAGAACUGUGCCUAUUCCGACAGCAACAUCACUGGCCUGACAGAAGACAGUUCAGCCAUUGGUCAGAAACAGAUCUGCUUCAUGGGCACUGCCUCCUCCAGAGAAGAAAGCCUGCUCUGUCAUUCCAGGAAGGCCAUCUAAGACCACGUGCCACCUGCCUUGUUUUCUUGCCAGGGGCGCAUGUGGGACUCUGCAGUGGCCCCUGUGAGAUGGCCGAGCAACGAUUCUGUGUGGACUAUGCUAAGCGCGGCACGGCGGGCUGCAAAAAGUGCAAGGAAAAGAUUGUGAAGGGGGUGUGCCGGAUCGGCAAAGUGGUGCCCAACCCCUUUUCAGAGUCCGGGGGUGAUAUGAAAGAGUGGUAUCACAUUAAAUGCAUGUUUGAGAAACUGGAGCGGGCCCGGGCUACCACAAAAAAAAUCGAGGACCUCACAGAGCUAGAAGGCUGGGAAGAGCUGGAAGACAAUGAGAAGGAACAGAUAAGCCAGCACAUUGCAGAUCUGUCUUCUAAGGCAACGGGCACACCAAAGAAGAAAGCCGUCGUCCAGGCUAAGCUGACAGCCACUGGCCAGGUGGCCUCUCCAGUGAAAGGUGCCUCACUUGUCACCAGUAGCAAUCCCCGGAAAUUUUCUGGUUUUUCAGCCAAGCCCAACAACUCUGGGGGAGCCCACUCAAGCCCUCCCCCUAAGGCAAGUCUGUCCUCAAGCAGAUGUGACCCCAAGCACAAGGAUUGUCUGUUUCGCGAGUUUCGGAAGUUGUGUGCCAUGGUGGCUGAGAAUCCUAGCUACAACACGAAGACCCAGAUCAUCCAGGACUUUCUUCGGAAAGGUUCAGCAGGAGAUGGUUUCCACGGCGACGUGUACCUGACAGUGAAGUUGCUGCUGCCAGGUGUUAUUAAGAGUGUUUACAACUUGAAUGAUAAGCAGAUCGUGAAGCUUUUCAGCCGCAUUUUCAACUGCAACCCAGAUGAUAUGGCACGAGACCUAGAGCAGGGCGACGUGUCAGAGACAAUCAGAGUCUUCUUUGAGCAGAGCAAGUCUUUCCCCCCAGCUGCCAAGAGCCUCCUUACUAUCCAGGAGGUGGACGAAUUCCUCCUUCAGCUCUCCAGGCUCACCAAGGAGGAUGAGCAGCAACAGGCUCUGCAGGACAUCGCCUCCAGGUGUACAGCCAAUGACCUCAAGUGCAUCAUCAGGUUGAUCAAACAUGAUCUGAAGAUGAACUCAGGUGCAAAGCACGUGUUAGAUGCCCUUGACCCCAAUGCCUAUGAAGCCUUCAAAGCCUCGCGCAACCUGCAGGACGUGGUGGAGCGGGUCCUCCGCAAUGAGCAGGAGGUGGAGAAGGAGCCAGGCCGGAGACGAGCUCUGAGCGUCCAGGCUUCCCUGAUGACGCCAGUGCAGCCCAUGCUGGCCGAGGCCUGCAAGUCCAUCGAGCACGCAAUGAAGAAGUGUCCUAACGGCAUGUUCUCUGAGAUCAAGUACGAUGGGGAGCGAGUGCAGGUGCAUAAGAAGGGGGACCACUUCAGCUACUUCAGCCGCAGCCUCAAGCCUGUCCUGCCUCACAAGGUGGCCCACUUCAAGGACUACAUCCCCCAGGCUUUCGCCGGGGGCCACAGCAUGAUCUUGGACUCUGAGGUGCUCCUGAUUGACACGAAGACAGGCAAACCGCUGCCCUUUGGGACUCUGGGAGUGCACAAGAAAGCUGCCUUCCAGGAUGCUAAUGUUUGCCUAUUUGUUUUUGAUUGUAUCUACUUCAAUGAUGUCAGCUUGAUGGACAGGCCUUUGUGUGAGCGGCGGAAGUUUCUUCAUGAUAACAUGGUUGAAAUUCCCAACCGGAUCAUGUUCUCAGAAAUGAAACAAGUCACUAAAGCUGCGGACUUGGCCGACAUGAUAAACCGGGUCAUCCGAGAGGGGCUGGAAGGGCUGGUGCUGAAGGACGUGAAGGGUACAUAUGAGCCUGGAAAGCGGCACUGGCUGAAGGUGAAAAAAGACUAUUUGAACGAGGGGGCCAUGGCGGACACAGCUGACCUGGUGGUCCUUGGGGCCUUCUAUGGGCAAGGGAGCAAAGGUGGCAUGAUGUCCAUCUUCCUCAUGGGCUGCUAUGACCCAAGCAGCCAGAAGUGGUGCACAGUCACCAAGUGUUCGGGAGGCCACGAUGAUGCGACCCUUGCCCGCCUGCAGAAGGAACUGGACAUGGUGAAGAUCAGCAAGGAUCCCAGCAAGAUACCCGGCUGGCUGAAAGUCAACAAGAUCUACUAUCCUGACUUCAUAGUCCCAGACCCAAAGAAAGCUGCCGUGUGGGAGAUCACGGGGGCCGAGUUCUCCAAGUCUGAGGCGCACACGGCCGACGGGAUCUCCAUCCGCUUCCCACGUUGCACCCGCAUCCGUGAUGAUAAGGACUGGAAGUCUGCCACUAACCUCCCCCAGCUCAAGGAACUGUACCAGCUGUCCAAGGAGAGGGCCGACUUCACCGUGGCGGCCGGAGAGGAGGGGAGCUCCACCACCGGGGGCAGCAGCGGAGAGAACGGGGGUACCUCAGGGCCUGUGGGGGUUCGCAAGGCCUCCAGGGCCUCCCCGAAGCAGCCCUCCACCGGCGCCAGGAAGGCAGGAGGGAGGCUGAGUGGCCCCAGCAGCAGAGGCGGCCAGCAGCUGACCUUGAAGGCAGGCCAGAAGCGGAAGGCCCCCGAGGAGACCCCGUGCCCAGCCAAGGUGCUGCUGGACAUCUUCACUGGGGUCCGGCUCUACCUGCCCCCCUCCACACCAGACUUCAGCCGCCUCAGACGCUACUUCGUGGCAUUCGACGGGGACCUGGUGCAGGAGUUUGACACGGCCUCAGCCACACACGUGCUGGGUAGUGGGGACAAGAACCCUGAGGCCCAGCAGGUCUCCCCGGAGUGGAUUUGGGCAUGUAUCCGGAAACGAAGGCUGCUGGCCCCCUGCUAGGACCGCGGCCCUCCCUUGGCCUGGGCCGUGCUCACUGUGCCCCGGCUGCGGCGGGUGGGCGACGGCGAGGACACGGUGGGAGGGGAUGGCCUUUCUUCUCCAAGCAAUGUGUCUUCCAGAACCCACCAGCCGUGCUUGGUCUCCUCCCGGCCAGCACUUUGGGGACUUCGGGCUGUGGGUGCCGCCAGGGAAGUCCGUGGCUCCUGCUGGCUCACCGUAGAUCUUUCCUAUCUGGGUGCUGGUUUGGUUGUCUUUUUCUUUUAAAAGAAGCUUUUUUUCAUAUAAAUAAAAUAUCUUGCAGUUACCCCGUCCUCCACCCCUUCUCCCCAUCAUCCCCCUAGUGGUUAAGGCACAGAGUGACGCUGAGCUGUUGAAGCUCCAUCCGCAGAGCCACCGGCCCCUUUACUUGCAGGCUCCUUUUAAAGUUAUAUUUAAAAGAUUGCCCUCAGAAAUGCUGCUUCUAUUUGGCAGGACUUGUAUUCAGCUUGACCCUUCCGCCGGGAAUGAAGCCUCCUUUGAAAGAAAACAAAAUGAAUUUUAUGACUUAAUUCUCUUGUGUUCUCUUACAGGGUGUGGGUCCCGGUUUGAAGGGAGGGAACCAGGAUCAGGUAGGAAAACAGGUCCUUUAUAAAGAAAAGGGAGGUUAUUGGAGCUACUCCUCUGGGGGAUACAGGACUCCAGGAGGCUCCGCCUCCCCCAAAUCUGGAAACGAGACUGGUCUUUAAGAUUAAAAAACCCACUUGAGGACAAAAGGCUCCCGUGCCACCCGAGGCUGGUUUAUUGGAAUAAAAGGCAAACAGUU
Molecule: messenger RNA, 3948 nt
Organism: Leptonychotes weddellii (Weddell seal)
Lineage: Eukaryota; Metazoa; Chordata; Mammalia; Carnivora; Phocidae
Source: RefSeq, a predicted model, not a curated record